AUGCCGCCCCGCAAUCCUCGAUCUACCGACCGCUCGAAACCCCCUCCCACAGACUACAACACCAUCGCCGCACAAUUCGCAGCAGCCAAGCGCCGACAGCAGGCUGAGGGGGUCAAUGAGAAGAAUGAGGACACAGCUGAGGAGAAUCAGCGCGCCAGUGCCCUCAAGAGACAACGUGCAGCCCUCGAAUUGCGUCGGAAGGCCGCAUACGAGCGACGUUGGAGGUGGACAGUCGGCUUCUGGGUCUGGAUGCUGUGCAUACACGCCAUUGGCAUAGCAUAUUUCACGUCUGGAUUCCUUCUGACGCGCCUUGUUCUCGACGAGAAGUCCAACUGCACUAUCAAUCCCGUAGAGGCCACGACGACAGGAGAUCUGAGUGUGUUGUCGGACUGGACGGGCCGGGGUACAGUCGAGGGUGGAUGCUGGCACCCCAAGACGUUUGAGCGGGCAGUGGUGGUCAUCAUCGACGCAUUGCGAUAUGACUUUACCGUGCCGGUGGAGGACGAUGCCGAAUUCCACAAUGCCUUUCCCUUUAUGUACGAGACCGCUUUGAACUCUCCAAAUCAUGCCUUCCUGCGGCCCUUCAUUGCAGACCCGCCGACAGCGACCAUGCAGAGGCUGAAGGGGCUGACGACCGGAACGUUGCCGACGUUCAUCGAUAUCGGAAGCAGCUUUGCGGGUACGGCCAUCGAGGAAGACAACCUGCUCAUACAAUUACGGGACGCCGGGAAGAAGAUUGUUCACCUUGGAGAUGAUACCUGGGAAGCCUUAUUUCCUGGAUAUUUCGAGCCCAAUAUUAGCAGGGCUUACGACAGUUUCAAUGUCUGGGACCUCCACUCUGUUGACAAUGGUGUCCUGGAGCAUAUCUUUCCGCUUGUGACGCCGGAAAGAAAGGGAGAGUGGGAUUUGCUCAUUGGACAUCUGCUGGGCGUUGAUCACGCUGGCCACCGCUACGGUCCUGCCCAUAGUGCCAUGACGGCCAAGCUCCGUCAGAUGGACGGUUUCAUCCGAGAUCUGACCGAGAAAAUAGACGACGACACGGUUCUGAUCGUAAUGGGUGACCAUGGCAUGGACCCCAAAGGUGACCACGGCGGCGAGAGCGAUGAUGAGAUCGAGGCUGCUCUAUGGAUGUACUCCAAGAAGCCUGUUUUUGGCCGGACGAGACCCGAAUUCGUCAUCCCUCCGUCCACAGCCAAAACCAGGCCCGUCAAUCAGAUUGACCUUGUCCCGACUCUGGCUCUAUUGCUCGGCAUCCCCAUCCCUUACAAUAACCUGGGCGCGCCUAUCGAGGAGGCCUUUGCUGGCAAAAAGGGCGACGCUUGGAAUUCUCUGGCAUCUGCGGUGCGCGUCGCGGCUUCUGGGAUUCAGCGAUAUCAGGCAUCCUAUUUUGCGGCCCGGGGAAUCGACCAAAAGAUCGAGGCCGGGUCGCCUAAUGAGUUCUUCCAAGGCGCCGAGAAGGUGUUGAGAGACCAUUCUUGGGGCAGAUCCUACGAGACGGUAUACUCUGCUUUCAGGGACUACCAGGAGGAAAACCUGAAAGUGUGCAAGAGCCUAUGGGCCAGAUUCGAUGUCCCUAACAUGAUCAUCGGCUUGGUGAUUACUGGCCUGGGCCUGCUUGCACUGGUCAUAUAUAUCACCAGGGAUGACGACGACGAUCUCGCCGAGUUGGACGACUUCGAGCUGGAUAUGGCAGAGCAGAAGCUGGAGGUCGAAGACGGCAAGGCGGAUCUGGAUAUGCCCUCGUAUCAGACGUCCCCCAAGACAGCUGUCAAAGCUGCUCUGGCCGGUGCUGUUCCAGGCGGUGUGCUGGGCACCACCUACGCCGCCUUCACGAAGGCGGAUGACUACCGUCUCGGUGCUGCCUCGGCUGGACUUGCAAGCACAGCGAUGGUCAUAAUAGCACUAUUGAGAAAACGUUUCGUCGUCCCGUUUCCAUCCAACAUUUGGGGCUGGCUGGCAGCCACUUUCACAAUAAGCCAGUCUAUUGGCUUCGCUUCCAACUCGUACACCAUUUGGGAAGACUCCAUUCUCCUCUUCUUUGUCACCACAUUUGGCCUGGCAAACGCAUUGGCCGCCUUGAACAUCGAACACAAGCAAAACCGCUACCUCGCCAUCUACCACUCAAUCCUGUUUGUCGUACUCGGACGUGUCGCUUCUUUUUCGAAACUCUGUCGUGACGAGCAGUACCCUUUCUGCAAGACCACUUAUUACGCAUCUUCAACGUCUUCGACGUCGGCACCAUGGCACCUGGUUAUCCCGUUUGCCGUCUUCGCUAUUCUCCCUUCGAUCAUCAAAGCGUACUAUAUACCCACACGAUCCUAUCAUGGCCUGGCGCCCACAUGGAUCAGCUACGCACUUCGUAUCACUCUGUUCCUGUCAGCAGUGUACUGGACCAUAGACACAGCAGACAGCGCGAACUGGAUUUCUUCCUUGCCCGCAGGCAUCCUCAAAUACAUGAGCGUGUACACUGCGCAACUCGCCCUUGGAAUCGCCCUCGUCGCAGGUGUCACCGCAUUCAUCUGGGCUCCUCCAUGUAUCAACAUCAUCACGACAUCUGCAGACCCCAAGAGAGCACAGAUCGUGGUCCUGGGCUACGGCAACGCCAAUGGUGCGCGGUACCUUCUGCUCCCCAUCAAUAUCAUGGCCGCCUGUAUCCUACUUUCCAAGCCUAUGGGCGGCGGCGCCAUUGCCCUCAUGAUGUGGCAGGUAUUGUCUCUCGUGGAGCUCCUCGACCUCAACGACAUCGCCGGUGAGACCAUCGGCCCCGUGAUGCUAGGCCUGCUGGGCAACUUCCACUAUUUCAAGACGGGUCACCAGGCCCUAUUCAGCAGCAUCCAGUGGGACGCAGCAUUCAUUCCGCUGUUCACGCUGCGAUACCCGUGGAGCCCGCUGGUGGUUGCCAUGAACCACCUUGCGGGGCAAAUACUCGCUGCGGCGUGUGUGCCACUGGUUGUAUUGUGGAAGACGGGGCCGAAGCGCAAGGGCGUGCUGGAGGGCGUCAGUCGAGCGCUGGGUGUGUUUGUGACAUUUUUUGCCGUGGAGAGCUUGGCGACCAUGGCCUGGGCCGGGUACCUGCGGCGGCAUCUCAUGCUGUACCGGGUGUUUUGCCCGCGUUUCAUGAUGGCUGCCCUGGUGCUGUUGGUCGUAGAUCUCGUGGGGAUCUUGGUGGCGCUUACAGGAGUCAGGAUCAAUACUCUGGCCAUCGGGGAGGCGUUUGGCCUGGCUGAUUAG
Molecule: messenger RNA, 3231 nt
Organism: Cryphonectria parasitica EP155
Lineage: Eukaryota; Fungi; Ascomycota; Sordariomycetes; Diaporthales; Cryphonectriaceae
Exons: 1
Coding region: 1-3231 (1076 amino acids)
Biological process (GO): GPI anchor biosynthetic process
Cellular component (GO): endoplasmic reticulum membrane
Molecular function (GO): mannose-ethanolamine phosphotransferase activity
Source: RefSeq, a predicted model, not a curated record